Molecule: messenger RNA, 5342 nt
Organism: Caenorhabditis sp. 36 PRJEB53466
Lineage: Eukaryota; Metazoa; Nematoda; Chromadorea; Rhabditida; Rhabditidae
Source: the annotation of a GenBank genome assembly
AUGACUUCUGUCAUCGAACAUCCAACGGCCACAACUACGACGACGACAACUAACCAAACGACAAAAAAGGCCGAGAUUGUUGAGAAGAAGGGCGAGGAGAACGAGAGUCCGCCGGCGAAACGAGUCAAAGUCGACGGAUCGUCCGAAGACGAGCAGCCGCUCAUCAAGAACGGCAACUCGGUGACGCCGAAGCAGCAGACGCUCUCCGGUGCAGCUGAUGUACGUGCUCGCGCUAAAAUUCUGCUGAAAUUGCGGAUUUUGAGGAUUAAUGUUUGCAAAUCUGAAAAGCUUCCAAAAUCAUAUUUGGGAAGUGAAAAUUGAUAUAAAUCCACUCCGAUUCUGAGUUAAACUUGAAAGAUUCGAAAAUCGCAUCAGAAUCCGUCGAAUUCUAUGAAGUUCUGAAUUCUGGUCGUUCGAUCCACAUUUUCUCAUGUUCCCAGAGUCCGAUAGCUCUCGUCGUCUUCUCACACUUGUUCCCAGCCGUCCGAAAAGCUAGAAACAUUAUUAUCCGCUCGCAAAAAUGACGUGUUUCGUCGGCGCAUUUUGUCUCUGCUUUCCACGUUGUCUCCACGUGGCAUUUCCGGACUACGAUAUGAAUGUUCCGAAUUACCGAAAGGUACGUUCUUGGUGUUCUAGGCACAGGUUUGUUUUCUCAUGGGCCUAUUCAGUCGGGGAAAAUCCAAUUCAAACCCCGUUGUUUACUCUAUCGAAUAUGUCCAUCACAUCUCAGAAAAAUUAGGCGUUUUGCUGGACUUUGGGCACCAAUUUCUUGCUAAUUUCCUCCCGUAAUUAGUUUUUCGUUUUCGCCGAAAAUUUUGCGGCGUUCCUAAGCGUAAAGUUGCCGUGGCAACCGUCGUGAUAAGCGCUCGGUGGUGAUGGAUAUGUGCGUAGUCGACUAGAAUGUGUGAAUGAAUACUAAUAUUAAUAAUAAUAGUCGUCAUUUUUUAUCGAAGUCAGUCUAAUCAUCACUAUGUAUACGGCGUACAUCAGACAAUUCGAGGUGGAUUGGCAUUUACCGCAAAAAGUGAGUGGUCAUGGUUGCGUUGAGCGGUAGAAAUUGUUGUUCCGCCGCGAACGGUUUGGGUAUUACGUAUUGAAUUUCCGUCGAACGCGGUGCGGUUCCGUCGCGGUAAGAACUCUUGCAUGCGUGUUUGUCAAUUCGGUCUCCGUUGUCUGCACUCUCGUCUCCCCUUUUUCCUUUUCUGUCGCUUUUGACCAGUUGUUUGUCGAGAAUCUUCUAGCGAGUGACCACUUUUUGCUAUCAGUUUACUAUUAGUACACUAUCAUUUUCUGGAGGCUUUCGGUUGGUCUACUCAUUUUUCGAUUCGAAACGCGAUUUUUUCGUUGUGCGAUCCGAUUUUAUUCGAUAUAGUCGAAGAUCAAGAGAUUCCGCAAAAGGACGGACGUCUGUCGUUUAGGAUUAAGUGGGUUAGGAUUAUGGUCAGCCGGACGGACGGGCGGUUCUGUUUGUGGUGGCUGGGCGCCGCUCCCUCUCUGCGUCUCUUUUCGAUUUCGUUUCAAAUCUUUCGACAGUUCUCUUUUUCUCUGCGCUACCUAGUGGUUUAGCGUUCGUAUUAGUAAGGAUGACAUAUUGGUGUUGUCCUGAAUUUUACUAGAAAUUUGAAUUUUUCAACUUUCCGCUUGCUUUUUUUUGUAGUUUUCGAACAUUUAGUCGGACUAUGAGAACGUGAUCGGAAUCUGCAAAAUCCGGCGUUUACAUGGUCUCCUAUACAUUUUUUGUAGUACAUUAUUGAUUCGUUCAAUUGUGUAUUGCGGAGAAUGACUGUAGGAGAUCAAAAGACGGUUUCCCGGGCCAGCCCGGCUUGGUAUAUGGGCUUUGACAGCAAGUUUGUUCGAAAGUGCACGCCUUUUUUUCCUCGACCCGGAUUUGCCAAGCCUGGUUUCCCGUGUACUCGCUCUAAUUUUCUUUCCAAAAAUGCUGCUGAAAAUUGGCCACGUUUGGCCACGUCCCUGCCCACGUUUUCUUCAUCCACGUCAUUUUUUUUCAGCACUCGGGAAGUGUUCACGUCGGUUCCACGAAGAGUAACGAAGGAAACAAGAGCGAGAAAAUGGACACGAGCAACAAUGCGGGAGCGGGAGCCAACCAGUCGGAUGAGGUGCUCGACAAGAAUCUCUACUCGAGACAGAUGUGAGUUUCUUUUCCAUUUUUGAGUUAUUUCAAUACAAUUUUUAGCUACACGCUCGGCGAAUCGGCAAUGGUCAAUCUGCGCACGGCGUCCGUCCUCAUCUCGGGUCUCGGAAGCGUCGGCGUCGAAAUCGCCAAAAAUCUGAUUCUGGGCGGUGUUCGCCACGUCACGAUCCACGACACGAAGCUCACGAAAUGGGCGGAUCUCUCGGCGCAGUACUAUCUGCGAGAGGCCGAUGUAGGGCACAAUCGAGCCAGCGCGUGCUUCGAGCGACUCGCCGAACUCAACGACAGCGUCAAUGUGGAGGUGGCGACGGACGAGCUCACCGAGCAGUUCGUCAAGCAGUUUGAUGUGAGUUUCUGAUCAUUGGAAUAGGGAUGAAAUUCGAUUUUCAGCUCGUCGUGCUCACCGACGUUCCACGCACCGCGCAACGCCGUGUCGCCGGCUGGACCCGCGCGCACGGACGUCGGAUCGUGAUUGCCGACGCGCGUGGAGUCUUCUCCUACAUUUUCAACGACUUUGGCGACGCGUUCCGCAUCGACGACACCACCGGCGAGCAGGUUCGCGAGUUCUUCAUCGAGCACAUCGAUCGAACGACCGGCGAGGUGACGACGUUGGAGAAUGUGUUCCACGGGCUCGAGGACGGCGACCAUGUCACUUUUUCGGAGGUGAAGGGACUCGAGGGCAUCAACGGUUGCGAGCCGCUCAAAAUUACGGUGAAGAACGCGUCUAAGUUCAACAUUGGCGACUUUGCCGCCAACUUUCCCGAUUUCGUUGAAGGAGGUCGAUGCAGACAGGUCAAAGUGCCCACCACGAUCAGUCAUUUGCCGCUGGAAAAGUCGAUCGAAGAACCCGAAUUCUGCAUUUGGGACUACGCAAAGUUCGAGUAUCCUGCCCAGCUGCACGCGCUCUGGACCGCUCUUUACGCGUUCGAGGAGAAGCACGGACGGUCGCCGGCUCCACGCUCCACAGAAGACGUGGCGCUGCUGAAGGAGCUGAUUCCGAAAGGCACCGAAGAGGUUCCCGACAAACUGAUCGAGCUGUUCUCGUUCUCCGCCGCCGGAAACCUCGUCACCGUCUCGUCGGUCGUCGGCGGAAUUGCGGCGCAGGAGGCGAUGAAGGGAGUCACGCACCAUCUGAACCCACUCAAACAAUGGCUCUACAUCGACCACGUAGAGGCGCUGCCCGGGGAUUGGACCGCGUUCGACAACUCGAAGCUCUCGGCGGCCGACUGUCAGCCACGUCAGUCGAGGUACGACGGUCAGGCCGCCGUUUUCGGCUGGCCCUACCAGGAGUGUCUCUUCCGCCAACGCUGGUUUGUUGUCGGCGCCGGCGCCAUUGGAUGCGAGCUACUCAAGAAUCUGGCGAUGAUGGGAGUCGCGUGCGGGCAGGGAGGACUCAUUAAAAUAACCGAUAUGGACCAGAUUGAAAUCUCUAAUCUCAAUAGACAAUUCUUGUUCAGAAGACGUGACGUUGGAGUGAGUUUUCUAUCAUUAUAGGCUCGAUUUAAAUAAUAAUAUUUGCAGGGAAAGAAGUCGGAGUGUGCGGCUAACGCAGUGACCGCCUUCAACUCGGAUGUCAACAUUCAGGCACUCGCCGAGCGCGUCGGACUCGAAACGGAGCACAUCUUCAACGAUGAGUUCUUCGGAGAGCUGAACGGAGUGGCGAACGCCCUCGACAACGUUGACGCCCGUCGUUACAUGGAUCGUCGCUGCGUCUACUACCGUCUGCCGCUGCUCGAGUCGGGAACGAUGGGCACGAAGGGAAACACGCAGGUCGUGUACCCCCAUCUCACCGAAUCCUACUCGUCGUCGGUCGACCCGCCAGAAAAGGAGAUCCCGGUGUGCACGCUGAAAAACUUCCCGAACGAGAUCCAGCACACGAUCCAGUGGGCCCGCGAGCAGUUUGAGACUUUUUUCGCGCAGCCGGGCGAGAUGGCCAACAAGUUCUUGUCCGAUGAGCGCGGAUUCAACGAUCACCUCAACAAACUGAUCUCGGGACAGCAGAUCGAGAUUCUGCAAAAGGUCAAGGAUGCGCUCAUCGAUUCGCGCCCGGCGUCGGCGGAAGACUGCAUCCGUUGGGCUCGCGAUCAGUAUCAGGAGCUCUACCACAACACGAUCGCCCAGAUGCUCCACUCGUUCCCGCCGGAUCAGCUCACCGACUCGGGCGCCAAGUUCUGGUCGGGAGCGAAGCGCUGUCCGCACGUGCUCAACUUCGACCCGUCAAAGGACGAGCACUUCAACUUUGUCUACGCCGCCUCGAUCCUCAAGGCGGAAAUGUACGGAUUGGAGCCGAUUCUGGACCGCGAGGAAGUCGUGCGCGUCGCCCUCUCGGUCACUCCGGAGCCAUUCAAGCCACGUGCCGGCGUCAAGAUCGCCGUGAGCGAGGCGGAAGCAAAGGAGCAAGCCGAGCAGGGAGCCGUCAGCGCACUGGGAACCGACGACGAUCACCUCAUCGAGAUGCUCAAACUAAAGCUGGCGACUCUGAGCGUGACGACAUCUCGCCGCCUCAACUGCGUCGACUUCGAAAAGGACGACGACUCGAACCAUCACAUGGAGUUCAUCACGGCCGCCUCGAACCUCCGCGCCGAGAACUACGACAUUCAGCCGGCGGACCGCAUGAAGACGAAGCAGAUUGCCGGAAAGAUCAUUCCGGCCAUCGCGACGACGACCGCGGCCAUCGCCGGACUCGUCUGCGUCGAGCUGUACAAGGUGAUCGACGUGAGCGGAGUGCCGAAGACGCCGAUCGAGCGGUUCAAGAACACGUUCCUCAACCUGUCGAUGCCGUUCUUUUCGUCGGCCGAACCGAUUGCGGCACCGAAGAAGAAGUACCUGGAGAAGGACUUCACGCUCUGGGAUCGCAUCGACAUCAAGGGACCGCUCACCCUGCAGGAGUUCGUCGACGAGUUGCAGAAGCAGACGGGCUGCGAGUGUUCGAUGCUCUCCGCCGGAUCGUGCCUCCUUUUCUCGUUCUUCAUGAAUGCGGCGAAGAAGACGCAGAGAAUGAAGACUGAGUGAGUCAUUUUCAGUCGGAUUUCUCCCCAUAAAUUGGUAUCUUUGCAGAGUGAAGGCCAUCUACGAGGAACUGAUGAAAAAGGAGCUGCACGAGUCGGUCAGGGCGAUCGUCCUCGAGCCAAUGAUGACGGAUCCGAGCGACGAGGAUGUGGAGGUCCCCUACAUUCGUUACUCGUUCUAA